AUGACCGUGGGCGGCUUCCUGCACACCAAGGGGACUAAAAUCCUCAAGCCAAAUGGCGCUCCCAUUGUCCUUCGCGGGGCAGCUUCUGGUGGCCAUCUCAACAUGGAGAACUUCAUCACAGGGUUCCCCGGCCACGAAGAGGAGCACAAGGAGGCGAUGCUGAAAGUCAUGGGCAAAGAGAAAUAUGCUUUCUUCUGGUCCAAAUUCUAUGAAUACUUUUGGACAGACAAGGAUGCCGAACUAUUCGCUUCCAUGAAGUUCAAUUGCCUCAGAAUCCCAUUCAACUACCGACACUUUCUUGACGAUUCUGAUCUUACCAAGAUAAAGCCCGAGGGCUUUGCUCUUUUGGACAGAAUCGUUGAUAGCUGCGCCAACCAUGGCAUUUACACUAUUCUAGACUUGCACGCUGUUCCCGGCGGCCAAAACCAAGACUGGCACUGCGAUAGCGCCAUCCACAAGGCGCUAUUUUGGGACUUUACAUAUUUCCAGGAUCGAGUCAUUGAUCUGUGGCAAGCAAUUGCAUCGCAUUACAAGAACAAUACCUGGGUAGCAGGAUAUAAUCCUUUGAACGAGCCAGCCGAUCCAAGUCACACUCGUCUCGUUCAGUUCUAUGACAGAGUAGACAAGGCCAUUCGAGAAGUUGACCCGAACCACAUCUUGUUCCUGGAUGGCAAUACCUAUGCCGCGGACUUUAGACAAUUCCCCAAGACGCCUUAUGCCAACACAGUCUAUUCUAUCCACGACUAUUCCAAUUACGGGUUUCCCAAGAGCCCUGAGAAGUACACCGGCACCAAAACUCAGCGAGAAAAGCUCAAGCAGCAGUAUGAGCGCAAGAUUGAAUACAUGAAAGAGCUCAACGUGCCUGUUUGGAACGGCGAGUGGGGGCCUGUCUAUGCCUCAAAGAUGCGCGGCGAUGAGGCUGUCGAGGAAACAAAUGCGUCUAGGUACCAUGUGCUGAAAGAUCAGUUGGACGUGUACGCAGAGGGUGAUCCCUCUGGAGACAAGAGUCCCAUCUCAUGGAGCAUCUGGCUGUACAAGGAUAUCGGCUACCAGGGCCUUACGCACAUCUCGCCCGAGUCCAAGUGGUACACUCAUCUCCGAUCAUGGCUUGACAAAAAGCUCGAGCUGGGUCUCGACCGCUGGGGCCGCGAUGAGAACAUUGCCGUCGAGAAUAGCGUUUACAAGCCCGUCAAAGAUCACUUCAAGGCAGUCAUUCCGGAACAUCUUCAGCGAGCAGUGUAUCCCAAGACGUGGGAUGUAGGCGACUACAUCGACCGGGUGCUGAGAGAUGUGCUUCUGUCGCAAUACUUGACCCACGAGUUUGCGGAAUAUUUCAAGGAUUUGUCGUUUGAAGAGCUGGACGAUCUGGCUGGAUCGUUCAAAUUGGAGAACAUGGUUGUUAGACAUGAGUUGGUAGAGAUACUGCAAAACUCUCACAAAGACUGA
Messenger RNA from Trichoderma aggressivum f. europaeum, 1446 nucleotides. Its product is annotated as CAZyme family GH5. The record is from RefSeq and is a predicted model, not a curated record. Gene Ontology annotation, molecular function: beta-glucosidase activity. The transcript has a single exon. Gene Ontology annotation, cellular component: cell surface; extracellular region. Lineage: Eukaryota; Fungi; Ascomycota; Sordariomycetes; Hypocreales; Hypocreaceae. The coding region runs from base 1 to 1446 and encodes 481 amino acids. Gene Ontology annotation, biological process: glucan catabolic process.